UCAUUUGGAUAUAUUCCCUGUGCCAGUGCACUCUGUCUGUAUUCGUGAUUGUGGUCAGUGUGAGAUUGUGCAUGGUGGUCAACAACAGCAGCAGAGCUGUAGCUGAUGUUCAACAGGUAGCUCUGGGUGCCGGGAUCCAACCUGGGAGUGUUUCGUCCUGCCUCCGGCUGUGCAUGGGCUGUGUGGGGGCUGUGGGUGGGGCCAUAGGAGUCCCCUUGACGCUGUUACUCAACCUGCGAACACCCCAGUGCCUCUAUACAUGCAUGACACUUGUGUGUUGCCCCUUGCUGAUCAGGCAGUUUACCAUGUUUCUGUUAAUGCUGCUCACACUGGAUGCCCACCUGCAACAUCAUUUGGAAGACAGAUACUCUUCAGUGGUGACCCGUCAACGAGCUCUGUGUGUGGUCCUGUUCUGCUGGUUGGGUUCAGUUCUCAUGUCCUUUGCCCAGUUCAUAGGCUCAGACAUCCUCAGCUCCUCCAGAAGCGAUGGCCCUGCUAUUGCCACGGAUGGCCUUGGAUUAGAAGGCAAUUGGACAACCUCUUUACCCCCUCUUACUUCUACCGCAGUCCCAAGGUACUUCAAUGACCGCACCGUAAUUGGGAAGUUCCUUCCAUAUGGAGGCUUCUUGUCAAAGUUCUAUGUGAAAGACAUGAGCAACUUCACCUAUGCAGAAAUCCACAGCAGCCACUGGGGAGUCUGUGAUCUUGAUAAUAUUCUCAGCCCCCAGUUCAUUGUCUAUGUUCAUGGAGUGACCGUGUUUAUCCUGCCAUUUCUUUUGUUACUGGCCAUUUACUUUGACUUGCUGUGCAUUAAGCCAAAAAAGAAUCUUUUUAGGAACGCUGUCCCUGAGAAACGAUCCGAUCUGCUCCGCUUCCUGGCCUUGUCCAUGUCUCUUUUGGUUCUGCUUUGCCUGCCACACUAUAUCACCCAGGCUCUCUUGCUUUUUAACCCACGUACCCUUCUACCUGCUUGGGCACAGGCAGGUGCCAUGGUCCUCUUCCAGAUAUACUCUCUCGUGCCCCCGAUCCUCUUUACACCUCCAAGGAAGCAAGCAAGGGAGCAAUGGGAGUCCUUUCAACUUGCUGUUCCCAACUUCCAACCUUCACUUUCCCAUUUCCGAGGAAAAUCUCUACACAUGGCACUGCGUGAGGUGGUGCAAACAGCUUCGAGAUCUUCAGCUAAAAAUUCUCUCAAAGCUAAAGAGUGCCCAGAGGACUGAUUUUUUAGAUAGACACAAAUCUGUAUUUUGUGCACACUUUCACAAAGCCAAUAGUAAUAAACAAUCCUGUUUGCGAAAACAAAUAUUUGAAACAAAUGACUUAAGCGAAAUAAUAAUUAUUUUUCUUCUUUUUGCAUUUUUAUCUAAUCAACAACGCUUGCUGUACACAUUAUGAUUUGACUUGCAAAGAAAAAGGCCAUUUAAUUAACAGGUCCCACACCAAAUGUCAGAAAAUUAAGUAUCCAGAUGAUAACCACAAUCCUGAUCACAGAUGCCUGUUUUGUUUGACUGGUCCUUUCUCUGGGCUUUAAUCUUCUCCUUUUAUUAAUUCCCGCUAAGCUAACGACUAGAGAUGUAGAUAUUUCUGUGACAGAGUCUAAUUAAACAUUCCCUAAUAACAUUGUAGUCCAGAGAGAU
Messenger RNA from Girardinichthys multiradiatus, 1637 nucleotides. RefSeq lists its product as uncharacterized. The transcript is spliced from 2 exons. Bases 72 to 1220 code for a protein of 382 amino acids. NCBI's taxonomy places the organism in Eukaryota, Metazoa, Chordata, Actinopteri, Cyprinodontiformes, Goodeidae. Gene Ontology annotation, molecular function: G protein-coupled receptor activity. The record is from RefSeq and is a predicted model, not a curated record. Gene Ontology annotation, biological process: G protein-coupled receptor signaling pathway. Gene Ontology annotation, cellular component: membrane.